AUUCAUUUGAAAUAUUGUAACACAUUUAAUUAAUGAACACUAUGUCAAUGACAAAUUUUCAUUUCACAGUUCACAGGGAGAGAUGUCUAAAGUUGUUGUUUACUGGCAUGUGCCUUGGAAUUACAGGAUUUUUGGUUGUAUGGACUCACGUUGGCAGUGAAGAAGUGAAACAACCUCCAACCAGCAUUUUGUUUCAGCACUUUGCCAAACUUAACAACUCCAGAAACUUCUCCACCCCUCCUGCUGAUGUUCAGCUAGAAAUCACUUCAGAAAACGCAGAGUCAAAGUCAAGAUCAUUUUAUUCUGAAAUUGGAAUCAGUUCAGAAAGUUACUCCAGUUUACAGCAGGAACUCUACUGGGCCGAACCGGACAGACCAAUAACAGAUGUGUCUAUGAGUACAAGUGCAGCUCACUCCACUUUCAUCAUUCAGAACCUGAAAGACAGCUACCAAAUAGGAGAGGAGCUUUUUGUUACUAUCCAUGCCAGAGACUUUAACAAUGAAUCUAAACGUUAUGGAGGAGAUUACUUUCAAGCAAAGCUUUUCUCAUCUGAAAAUCCCCCAAAGGCCAGUGUGUUUGGGGAGGUGGAGGAUUUGCUCAAUGGCUCUUACUCUGUGCGUUUUCUUCUGCCGUGGGUUGGACAGGCACAGGUGGCUGUGCGUCUGAUCCACUCCAGUGAAGGGGUGCAGGUCCUCAAGCAUCACAGAGACACUGAUUCAGGCAGAAUUUUAUUUAGUGGAUAUUUUGAAGGACCAGGACCAAAUGGGACCAGGUUGAAAGAAACGGUAAAGUGUAAUGUGAAGUGGGACAAGAAUGGACUGGAGAGGAUGGGGACUGGAGAUUGCUGCUGUGAUUAUAAAGAUUAUCGCAGUGGAGAAGUAUGGAGCUGUCAGAGACCCAAAUCCCUGCCAUGCAGCGCUCGCGUCUAUCACUCUAUGGGCGGGUAUUACGAUCGUGUGACGGCCAAAGAAAAAAUGUUUAUGCGUGAAACCAACAAAGACAUCAAUGGACAAAGAACACCGAUCAAGAUUCUUCCUUCCAAUGGAACAGUGCGAAUUGAUGUAACACAGAAAUGUCGUCCUGGUUUGCGCUCACCAGUUCCAGCUGGGUUUUAUCUGGAUGAUGUUUGGGAGUCCUUUGUGUGUAGCACCCGUCAUUUUAAUGCCGGAACAAUAGCACAGUGCCUGAAAGACAAACACAUCUACCUGAUGGGAGACUCUUCUUUGAGACAGUGGUUUGACUUCUUGCUGAAAGCAGAACCAACUUUAAAGCGGAUGAACCUGCAUGUUGAAUAUCAGGCAGGGCCUCUUAUAGCAGUGGAUGUGGAGAACAACAUUGACUUACACUGGAGGUCUCACGGUCUUCCUCUACGCUUUGUUAAAACACAAGUGACUAAUCUUCACUACAUCUGUAAUCAGAUUGAUGAUAUGACUGGAGGACCUCACACUGUUAUUGUAUUUAAUCUGGGGCCACACUUCACAACAUACCCUCUCGAGUACUUCACCCGCAGAGUGAUGAGGGUCCGCAAAGCUGUGCUAGAUAUGUUACAACGGGCACCAGACACUACCUUUAUACUCAAGACUGUCAACACAGGCUAUAAGGAUGUGUUUGGCAGUGACUGGUAUUCUCUGCAGUUGGACAGAAUCAUACGGUGGGCUUUUAAGGAUGUUAAUGUUUAUAUUUUGGAUGUUUGGCAAAUGACAUCCUGUCACUACAACAAAGAGGACAUUCAUCCAGGUCCUGUCAUCAUCAAAAAUGAGAUAGACAUUUUGCUUUCUUUCAUCUGCCCUGAAUGAUUUUGUCAGUAAUCAGGAGGUACAAGUACAGUCUUCAAUUUUAUUUUAAAUAUAUAUUGAAUGUGUUAAACAUGGUAAUACACUUAUAAGUUUCUUUUACAAUAUAAGAAAUAGUGGCAGAAACUGCCGAGGGUGGCAGAUAAAUUACAAACUGUCAAACAAAAUCUGGCACAAACAAACUAAAAAGGUGUUUCUUUUCACUUACAUUUUUUUCCACCUUUCACAUUGCUGUUACUUUGCAGGUUCAUUUAUAUAACCUAACUGUGUACAUCACAUAACAACCCUUAAUUACUUGUUUAUUGUCUUAUUACUAUUAUUUAUAUAAUUAUCUAACUUAUGCCAUAUUAGUGUGGAUGUCACAAGUCCUGUACGUGUCUGCCUUGUCUUAGGGGCUGAUCACACCAAAAGCGUUUAUGGCAGUUGCAGGCGCCUUUUUUGAAUGAUAUUCUAUGGGCAGGGAGCAUUUGCGCCCUGUUUUUGCCGCCAGCUGCAGCACACGCUUUUGAAAGAGUGCUGAGAGUGGAGAAGCGCCAGACCUUACGUUGUGGUGAGGGAAGUUUACAAUUGCUUUGAAGAACCGGACUCCACUCGCUCACUCUCUCCUGCGUGUUUGUGCACCUCUCACCAUCAAACAAGGUCAGAGCAAGUGACCUCUUUUUAAAGUUUCUGCUAAUAUGACAGUUAACAGCAAAAGAGUGCUCACGCAUAUUUGAUUGACAAGACAGCUGACUCUGUGGUUGCUUAGCAAUAUAAAAAGCCGCUUCACACUGCUCUUUUUUUUAAAAAGGCAGUGCGUCGCGCCUUGCGUUUCCAAGCGUUUAAAGCCCGAUUGGUGUGAUUAGCCCCUUAGUCUGUUUUGUUCCCUCUUGUUCCUAUGUUGCUCCGCCCAUAGACAUUAUAUAUGUAGACGGCCCAUGACGUACUGGAACGUAAUCCAGUGUCACCGCCAUAUUGGUUGGAUUUCCUCACUAUACGCUAGCACUAGAAUCAAUCGAAGUCAACCUAUUACUAUGCCCGU
This is a messenger RNA of Paramisgurnus dabryanus, 2814 nucleotides long. The record is from RefSeq and is a predicted model, not a curated record. NCBI's taxonomy places the organism in Eukaryota, Metazoa, Chordata, Actinopteri, Cypriniformes, Cobitidae.